AUGCAACAAUUUAACUUGCCUCACGUUAUCCGACCAUCAGGCAGACCCAAUGAAGUGUAUACUAGCAUUGCAUUUGGGUCUUGCGUCAAAGUUAGAGAUCAAGAUAAUAAGAUCUUUGCAUUGAAAACAAUUAGAAAACAAAAUCUUGCCCAAAAGAGAAACGAGAUUCGAAAUGAAAGGGCCAUUCAUAAGAGGAUGGAUCAUCCUCAUAUUGUAAAACUUUAUGAUGCAUUCGACGAUCAAGAGAAUGUUUAUUUCAAAAUGGAAUGCUGUGAAAAUCAAUCAUUGAAAAGAAUGUUACGAAACCGCGGCCGACUUACCGAACCGGAGAUUAGAUACUUUUUAAUUCAACUUCUGGAUGCAAUUGAAUAUAUGCAUAAAAAGAAUGUUAUCCAUCGUGACCUUAAACCAGAUAACAUUUUUUUAUCAAACGAAAUGAAAGUGAAAAUCGAAAUGUUGGAUUUGGAUUCUACCGAUGGAUACAGCUUUGGAGUAGAUAUUUGGGCCAUCGAUAAUGCAAAAGAUCUUAUUGACUUAUUGCUUACCGCAAAUCCUGGAGCCCGACCAACCAUUCCUCAGAUCCGACGACACGACUUUCUUAAAGGCCUUACACCUAGCAGAUUACCGGAAACAGCAGUGACAAAUGAGCCAAGUUUUGAAAUUGUUAAUAAAAUUGACAUCUGGAAUUUUAUUUUAAAAGAUGUCCCCAUUGUCACCAACGCAGGAAUUAAUAGAUAUGUAAAUGGGAACUCAUAA
Molecule: messenger RNA, 756 nt
Organism: Diversispora eburnea
Lineage: Eukaryota; Fungi; Glomeromycota; Glomeromycetes; Diversisporales; Diversisporaceae
Source: the annotation of a GenBank genome assembly